Myotis daubentonii (Daubenton's bat) is the source of this 1667-nucleotide messenger RNA. It is a transcript of the gene GREP1, whose product is annotated as glycine rich extracellular protein 1. The transcript has 15 exons. Bases 462 to 1547 code for a protein of 361 amino acids. The record is from RefSeq and is a predicted model, not a curated record. Lineage: Eukaryota; Metazoa; Chordata; Mammalia; Chiroptera; Vespertilionidae.
AGCCACGCUAGAACAGCGGUUCUCAACCUGUGGGUCGCGACCCCUUUGGGGGUCGAACGACCCUUUCACAGGGGUCGCCUAAGACCAUCGGAAAACACAUAUAUAAUUACAUAUUGUUUUUGUGAUGAAUCACUAUGCUUUCAUUCUGUUCAAUUGUAACAAUGAAAUUGGGGGUCACCACAACAUGAGGAACUGUAUUAAAGGGUCGCGGCAUGAGGAAGGUUGAGAACCACUGCACUAGAAGAUUAAUUGAACCCAAAGAGGGGGUCAUCGGAACUUCUGAUUUAUAGAGCUGGUUGGUCAGAAGCACAGAUGACAACCUGGAUUGGCAAUGGGCAGAAGUGGGAGGAGGGAACAGUAUUGUGGGACUGAGCCCUUAACCGGUGGGAUCUGAUGCCACCUCCAGGUAGGUAGGGUCAGAAUUGUAGGACACCCAGCUGGUACCCGAAAAUUGCUCGGUGAUGUUGGAAAAAACCCCAGAAUUAAAACUAGUGCCAGAAUUGGACCCCACUACUCUCUACCUCCAGAAACUAUCUAUUCCCUUCAUCUGUGACCCCUCAAAGCCCCCCGCCUGUCUCCCCGGUUUACAGGAAUGGGCUGGGAGCUGGAUGGAGCCUUCCCGAGGGAAGGGGCCCAGCCAGAUCAGCCAGAUGGGGGAGGCAGGGCAGGCAUGGAGCUCUGGAAGGUGGAGGGGAAGUGAUGUCACAGGGUCCCGUGGGGCAAAGAGUUCGGUCCUGGGAAAGAGAAGGGGCAGAAUGGCGUCCAUCUGUCACUCAGCCUCCAUCUGUCUCUCCCCAGGCCUAGCAGGGGGCAUGAGCCCUCCAAAGCCAGGAUACACACCAGGAAACGGGCUCCCGCCUGGUCUGGAAGGGGGCGUGAAACCUCAGAAGCCAGGAUAUGGCAGCAGAAACGGGCUGGGGGCCCAGGCAGGUCCCUGCAAUGGGCUUCCCACUCCCGGAGGCCCUUCUGACAAAGCAGGGGGCUGGGGCUCCAAAGCCCAGCCCCCCGCCCCAGCGCAGAACGGCAAGUUCCCAGCACCGACGCCAGCUAUCCAGUGGGGACUGAAGCCUCAGAAAGCAGGGUUCCACCCUUCAAACGGCUACGGACCAGGAGCAGAACUGGGCUUUGGUGAUGGCCUCAAACCUCAGAAAGUUGGUUUUAGUUACGGGAAUGGUGGUCUGGGAGCCGGGGUCUUCGCCGAGGCCCUCCUGCAGCCAGGGUUCUCUGGGGCCAAUGGCUUUAGAAACGGGUAUGGCGAGGAAGCGCUGGUGUACCCCAAAGCCGCAGCUCCGGCCUCUGAAGGAAAUGGUCAGACUGAGGCUUUGAGGGGCUCUCCUUGGCCCUCCCUCCAGCCUUGGGGGGCUGCCUGGAAGCCUGGAUAUGGGGCCGGAGGUGCAUAUUCAGGGGUCGAAAGCCAGCCAGGGCCCUAUGAGCAGCUGAGGCCAGAGCUGGGCCCCAGACCCUUUGGAGGCCCUGAGGUGAAGCGAGGCAGCAGUGGCCCGCUGGAAAAUGGCUAUGGAGGCCACUGCCCUUUUGGGAAAUGCUGAGCCCCUGAGCUGGUCCACUGUCAUCCUGAGAGCUUGGUCUGCUUGGCAAGGACGGCCAGACCCUUGGGCUUGGUCUCUGGCCUGGGCUCGCCUGCAGGCUGGAAGUAUUAAUAAAGGUGA